CUUAUGAGAAUUCGUGAUACAAUCUGAAAUACCGACGUUGUAUAAAACCUUACAGGUCUCCUCCGUCUCCGUACAUACAUUUUAGCGCGCAAUGCAUAGUUGGAAAACUACAAAAUUGAAGCUUAUAAAAUAUGUUUAGCUUGUUAAAUUGAUUACAAAUUAAUUAUAAACUGUUUUCAAGUACCAUUUUAUGUAACAAAUUGUAUCCAAUUUAUCAAGGUACAAUGUGGUCCGUAUACAUAACAUCAUAUGCAGUAGUAACUUCUAUGUUGUAGUAAUAGUGAUUGAUAAUAUAGUGAAGUACAAAUCUGUUUGACAGAAAAUUGUUAGUAUGGCAUAUCCAGGAUCAAUGUAUGGAACAACUGAUUCCCAAUCACAAGUAUCUCCUGAAGUGCAACAAUGGUUUGCUGCUGUAGAUAGAGAUGGUAGUGGAAGAAUAACUGCUUUAGAAUUAAAAGCUGCUUUGGCAAAUGGACAGGGAGGAACAUUUUCAGAUAAUGCUUGCAAACUAAUGAUCGGCAUGUUUGAUAAAGAAAAAAGCGGUACAAUAGACCUAUUUGAGUUUCAAGCUCUUUAUAACUAUAUCAAUGCAUGGCUUGGUGUUUUUCGUGGUUUUGAUCGUGAUAAUUCAGGAAAUAUACAAGAAAGCGAACUUAAUGCAGCAUUAACACAAAUGGGAUAUAGGCUUAGUCCAGAAUUUAUUUCAUUUCUCAUCAAAAAAAGUGACCCUGAUGGUCAUUCUUGUAUUACUAUUGAUCAGUUUAUUGUAUUAUGUGUACAGAUCCAAAGAUUUACAGAAGCCUUUCGAGUAAGGGAUACUGACCAAACAGGAAGCAUUACUAUUGAAUUUGAAGAAUUUUUAGGCGUUGCACUUAGCUGCAGUACAUAGCAAUUCUUAUUUUUAACAAUUAUUGACUUCAGUAUGUUUAAUUUAGCCUAACCUGAUGUACUGUAGUUGCUUAUAACAUACUAUUAUAAUUCAAAGCUUAUUUUAUUAAGAUUUUUUAUCAAGUCAUAGGUGUAUAUUGCGAUAGUAUUAGCUGCAUAUUUUAUUAGAUAGCAAAUGACUUUAAUAUUUUCAGCAAACAGUAGAAUAAAAAUAAAAUAUUUAAAUUGUAUAUAACUUCUCGGUUAUAUACAUACGAUACUUAUUAAUUUAUUAUUUUAUUAAUAAUACUUUUUUCCAAGUAUAAAAAUCAGAAAUACUUCGUACUGCAACAGUCUAACGCACUUUGAUGGUAAUAACAGAUUCCUUUGGUAUCAAAAACUAUACCCCAUUACUCAUUGUCAGUCAGUGUCUCAAGGAACAGCAAGGAGAGGUUGAUACAGUUCUUCUCUCAACAAUAGAUAUGACGGCUUCACCACCAAAAGCGGGCCCCUGGCGUCGGUAUUGGGUCCACACCCCUUUGCACGCAGCUCAAAUAAAAGCCGGCACAGGGUGCAAACCCCAGUGUCGGCCACAUGCUAGGUACCCCAGAUGGGUACAUACAUUUCUGAACAUGAACAGUAUGGAAUAUCAAAUCCUAAGCUAGUUUAUAUGAACCAGACAUAAUAAAUAAUUUACUGAAAACGGUAAUGUUUAAAUUGUAUGUUUAAAGGAGGUAUUUUAUAAUUCUGAAACUAUUCUAACCUAUAUUUAUUUUUUAUAAAAUGUAAUAACUUAAGCUAUGUAUGUAUUGGAACAUGACAAUAGCAGCUAUUCAUACAAUAUAUGAUGUUACAUGAUCAGAAGACAGCUAAUUACAUAGAUGUUUUAAUGAAGCUAUAAAUGAUGAAAAGAAAGCUUGGAGUCAUGAUCCUGCAUUGUCACAUGCUAGACAGGCACAAGAAAGAAUUCAAGAGUUCAGCAGAUUGAAAAGGGCAAGGCAUCUUCUUGAUGCUAUUUCUGUCACAAAUGAAUUAUUGGCAGAUGGUUCAGAUGUAGAAAUAUUAAGCCUUGCUCCCACAAUAAUAAAAAGAUUGAAAUUCUUAGGAGUGUUUAGUACAUCUUUAGAGAAUUUCAAUGGAAGUACAGCAGCAUCAAUAUUGAAACCACAUACUGGUGUCUAUCAUUGCUGUACAUUCUGUUCAAGUGGUGGUAAAAAAGAAGCCAUUUGUGGAUGUGGAGGAACUAUGCCAGGUGGAUAUCAGGGAUGUGGGCAUGGUCACAUUGGACACCCUGGUGUUCAUCAUUGGUCUUGCUGUGGAUCAGUCUUGCAUCAUGGCCCUUGCUUAAUACUUCAAAAAUAUGUGCAUCAGCUGUUAAUAUAGCAUCAUUGGUUUGAAAUAAAUUUUAUUUUUUCAUGAA
Molecule: messenger RNA, 2287 nt
Organism: Osmia bicornis bicornis
Lineage: Eukaryota; Metazoa; Arthropoda; Insecta; Hymenoptera; Megachilidae
Gene: Pef
Product: peflin
Exons: 8
Coding region: 332-889 (185 amino acids)
Biological process (GO): COPII vesicle coat assembly
Molecular function (GO): calcium ion binding
Source: RefSeq, a predicted model, not a curated record